This is a messenger RNA of Brassica rapa (field mustard), 553 nucleotides long. Its product is annotated as late seed maturation protein P8B6. Gene Ontology annotation, cellular component: cytosol. NCBI's taxonomy places the organism in Eukaryota, Viridiplantae, Streptophyta, Magnoliopsida, Brassicales, Brassicaceae. Gene Ontology annotation, biological process: response to abscisic acid. The record is from RefSeq and is a predicted model, not a curated record.
UCGAUUAUUCAUCAUCACCAAGUCGUUUGGGUUUAUUUGUUCUGUUCUCUAAGUUUUUUUAUAAAUUUUUGCUAAAAAACUAAACCAAAAAAAAAAACUUUUGCCAAAAAAUAAAGAGCCAUGGCUUCUCAACAGGAGAAGAAACAGCUGGACGAGAGGGCCAAGAAAGGAGAAACCGUCGUGCAAGGUGGCACUGGAGGCAAAAGCUUCGAAGCUCAACAGCAUCUUGCUGAAGGGAGGAGCCGAGGAGGGAAUACAAGGAAGGAGCAGCUAGGAACUGAAGGAUAUCAACAGAUGGGACGCAAAGGAGGUACGAGAACUGGAAAGGCUGACGAUGAAGAUGAAGGAGAGGAGAUGGACGAACCCACAUCCAGGACCAGGACUUAAUGUUAAAAGCUCUCGAUGGAUGUGUGACAAAAAUCCUAUGUCAAAUAUUUCCAUGUAGAAGCGUGUUUGGUUUCUUGUAAUAAGUUCAUCUUUGGUUCACAAGAUGAUAAAUGACCAUGUUUGUAUGUUUUCAUUGUGUUUCUUUUGUAAUCUACUAAUCAAGUUA